CCCCCAUAAUUUAUCCUCCCGCCGCAACGGUGAAAAAUCAAGGUUUAUUUCUGCAAACUCAGUCGUUUACAAAAAUCAAGGUUUAUUUCUGCAAAUUCGUAGAGAAGGGAGAGAUAAAAUGGGAAAAGAUGGUGAAUUAUGGGAUGAUUCUGCUCUCGUCAAUGCCUUCGAUGAAGCCAUCUCCAAGUACAAGCAGAAAAUGCACAAAAAAGGGUAUAAACAGAAUCCAAAUACUGCUACUGCAGAUGUCAAAACCAGCAGUUCUGAUGCCCCCACUGUAAUUGAUGCUACUCAAGAACUUAGCAGUAAUCCAGAGAAACUUGAUGAGGGGAUUGAUAGUAGUUCACGUGCUAUACCGGAAGUGGAAGAGACAAAAUGUCUGGAAACAGAUAAUAAAGGUAAUGAAGUUGCAGAUUCAGAAGUUCCCGGAGAACACGCACUUGGGUCAAGUAGUUUGCCUCUUCAGGAUCAGUCCCAAAAUUAUUCGACCUCGCUAGACAUGGAUGAAUACAAUCAGCUAUACAAACAGUAUUAUGAAGUUGAAGAGCAAAGGCAAAAUAUUCUACAGAAGCUGCAGAAUUUCAGUAAUUAUUACGCAUAUGAGUCAAAUCCUAGUGAAGUGCCUGUUUCUGGCUUACAGUGGGGCCCCCAUUCUGCUACCCAAGGCCAAGAAUAUCAAUCCUCUACAUGUCAACUGCCGUGUGGGACAAUGGUGGUUUCUUGCUGUCCAUGUGCCUGUCAAAGUUCCAUGGCUUCUUGCUCUUCGUUACCAUGCCCUUUGGCUGGUGUUUCCGCUAGUACUCCUUGUGUUAAUUCUCUGGAAACAAACGAUUUGAAAAAGCAUCCAACAGUUGAAGAUGCUGAUAUUGUCAAGACGGCAAUGGGAGCAGCUGAAAAAGCAAUAUCCAUUUUGAAGAAUAAAACUUCUGACUCCAAAGAGGAAAACAAAAUCAAUGAUGCAGCAGAACAGAGUGCAAAUUCUGGAACAGAUCUAAGCAUAGUCCUUAAUGCGUGGUACUCAGCUGGAUUUUACACUGGCAAGUAUCUAACAGAGCAGUCUCUUGCUAAGAAGCAACAUGAUUAGGUGUUCUUCCUGUAACUCAAGGAAGUUGUUGCGGUGUAUGCUAUAGAAGCAAGUGAUAUUAGCUUCAGUGAACCAUUGGAGUAGACGGCGAUCAAAGUAGAAAUUUUUCAUGGACUUUCAAUCCUCAAUGAUGAAGGCGUUAGAGCUUCGAUGAGCAUUAAUGUUUUUGUGGCUAGCCAAGUUGUUCUAUGUACUUGAGCCUAGACGGCUAGACUUAUCAAAAAGCAUAAUACAAUGGAGUACAAAGCUAUUGCAACUGCUCCCUCCGUCUCUUUUUGUUUUUUACGUUUGAUAUUUUUCACGCGUUUUAACGAUUAAUUUAUUUGCAUCGAGAUUCCUCAAUUUUUUUAUUUAAACAAGAUAAAUUACGUUUA
Spinacia oleracea (spinach) is the source of this 1458-nucleotide messenger RNA. RefSeq lists its product as uncharacterized. The record is from RefSeq and is a predicted model, not a curated record. Bases 119 to 1084 code for a protein of 321 amino acids. The transcript is spliced from 5 exons. NCBI's taxonomy places the organism in Eukaryota, Viridiplantae, Streptophyta, Magnoliopsida, Caryophyllales, Amaranthaceae.